Suillus subalutaceus is the source of this 555-nucleotide messenger RNA. RefSeq lists its product as uncharacterized. The transcript has a single exon. The annotation marks the transcript as partial. Lineage: Eukaryota; Fungi; Basidiomycota; Agaricomycetes; Boletales; Suillaceae. The record is from RefSeq and is a predicted model, not a curated record.
CUGGACUGUAUACUCAAUGUCAUGGGAGUGUCUUGGGUGCAAUCAACAAAAGAGACCUAUGGGGCUGGACUUUUAGUUUUUCAUGUCUUUUGUGAUACAAAUAACAUUGCAGAGGACCAGUGGUGCCCAGUCAACCCUGCGCUCCUCCUUACCUUUUUGUCCAGUUGUGCAGGCUCAUAUUCAGGCUCUACUCUCGCCAACUAUGCAGUGGCUAUCAGAGCCUGGCACCUGUUACAUGGAAGGUUAUGGUUAAUUUCUCCUAGCGAGCUCAAAUCCUUGCUAGACGGAGCGAGAGCAGUAGUGCCAGAGUCGUCCAAACAACCAAAAUGCUUACCAUUCACCCCAGAAUUCCUAUCCACCAUCCGCGAUCAUUUGAACCUUAAUGAACCAUUAGACGCUGCAGUCUUCGCGUGUUUAACAACCAUGUUCUACUGCAUAGUGAGAUUAGGUGAAUUCACCGUUAAGUUCAUCAAAGAUUUCGACCAAAGAAAGCAUAUCUCGAGAGCUGGAGUCUCAGAUUAUUCGGACCGCCAUGGUCACCCAGUAACCAAGUUC